This is a messenger RNA of Hyla sarda, 1397 nucleotides long. It is a transcript of the gene DYNLT3, whose product is annotated as dynein light chain Tctex-type 3. Gene Ontology annotation, biological process: microtubule-based movement. Bases 143 to 487 code for a protein of 114 amino acids. Lineage: Eukaryota; Metazoa; Chordata; Amphibia; Anura; Hylidae. Gene Ontology annotation, cellular component: cytoplasm; kinetochore; cytoplasmic dynein complex. Gene Ontology annotation, molecular function: dynein intermediate chain binding. The transcript has 5 exons. The record is from RefSeq and is a predicted model, not a curated record.
AUACAGGAAGCCGGGGAAUGUCCUGCCGUGUGUACGGAGGGGAGCCUGCUGUAGAGAGGGACCUGCUGUACAGAGGGACCUGCUGAAGAGAGGGACCUGCUGAAGAACAACCAUCUGCCACCUGCACCCCGGCCUGAGCACCAUGGAGGAGCAGCACAAGGCAGAGAGCACUUUCAGUGGAGAUGAAGCAAGCAAUAUUGUUAAAGAGUGUGUAGACGUCAUCCUAGGUGGAGUAGAUUAUGAUGAAAGUAGAGUAAAUGAGUGGAUGUCUGCCGUGGUCGAACAAUCUUUAACCCAUCUAGUAAAGACGGAAAAAGCCUUCAAAUAUAUUGUUACCUGUACAGUUAUGCAGAAAAGAGGAGGUGGUCUCCACACUGCAAGCUCCUCAUUUUGGGAUAACUCCACUGACGGCAGCUGCACAGUGCGAUGGGAAAACCGGACCAUGUAUUGCGUUGUCAAUGUUUUCGCUGUGGCCAUACACCUAUAAAGGAAUGUCAGGAAAAUAUUUGCCCGUUGCACGCGUAAUGUUAUAAAGAAAAAGAAAAAAUAGACACAGCAAAUAUGCUUAUCUGUUUAAGGCUGGAAACAGACACAACGAUAAACUCCCCAAAAUACGCCAUACUGGCAUGCCGUUUUUUUGAGCCAACAAUGCUAUGGCUAUAUGUUAGCCAGGAGUCUAUAGCUCGGUGGCUGGAAGUUUUUUUCUAAAUCUCAGCAUGCUUUGGGUAUGUUUAUUUUAAUUUUUUUAAAGAAAUUGUGGCAUUUUUCCUCCCAUAUACUAUAGGUGAAAAUAAAUCACUAUAUAAAAUGCCAUGUGUGCUUGUAUGUUGGCAUUUUGUCCCCAGAUCUUCAAUAAAAAUCACUUGGUGAAAGAAUCACAUGACUUGUAUUGAUCAAACAACGAAAAUACAGCAUAUAAAAAAUGCCACAAAAAUAUGGGGUCAGUUGUUUUUUUCAGGCCAAAAAAAAAUGAAAGAAAGUUGUGUCUGUUCGUAUCCUUACCAAACUAUAGCAGCUUGCUUAGUUGUCUAUUUUAGGCGGGAUAAAGCACAAUUUAUCAUGUGCCACAGAAGUUCCAGUCAGGAAUUACACGCUACUGCCAUUGCCUGCUACAUGAUGUAUUACUGAUGUUUAACAGAGUCAAUUGUAUAAAAUGUAUACAGUAAUAUAUAAACUCUCAGGAAUAGAAAUAUAUACAUAAAUGGAGCACCCUAAACAGAAAAUAUUAUAACCUCUUUAUAUUUACUAGUUAUUGCUCCUAUACAUUGAGAAUAACUGCACAUAAUAGUUCAGGUUUACCAUUAUAUACACACAAUGCUCAUUGCAUCUAGGCUUAUACUAGCUAACCAGGUUAGAAUUAUAUUUUCCAUUCCUUUUAGCUUUGAUAUUACUUUAUA